This is a messenger RNA of Parnassius apollo (apollo), 579 nucleotides long. Lineage: Eukaryota; Metazoa; Arthropoda; Insecta; Lepidoptera; Papilionidae. The record is from the annotation of a GenBank genome assembly.
AUGCCUAUAGUCGAUGGAGAAAAGCCUGAGCUUAGUUCAUCAAUUUCAAAUAUUCCUGCUGUUUAUACAAAGAAAAGUGUAAAAACUGUUAUGAAUGUUGAUGACAACGGCAUGACACUACAAACAUCACCUUUGCCUUCCGGUGCAGAAGAAAUCAGUCAGAAACUAGCUGAUGUAUGGGAAGAAGUUCUGCAUGAAGAUGGUGGGACCAAUGAAAUCACCUGCGACAGCUCAAUACUGAAUGUCAUGUCUGAUCCGUCUGCUAAUGAUGUUUACAGCAAUCAACCCAGUACGUUUUCCUUGGAAGUGCCUUCUAGUUUCGAAAAUUCACCAUUAAUACAGCUUGAUGAGCUGUUAGAAGUUUCUGACCACAGAUCUACCCCGGUUAAUUUAGAACUGUCAGUGCUUACUCCUAUUCCGUCUCCUACUAAUGUGCAUUCGAUCUGCGAUAGCACAUUUUGCCCUAAUCAUGUAGACAGUUCCUCUGUAAUUUCUUCGUUGUCAUUUAGCAACACGAAUUCACCUGCUACUUCGCACUCAAACGAUCGCACCGUGACUCCUAAAACGACUAGAAAAUGA